Messenger RNA from Neurospora tetrasperma FGSC 2508, 747 nucleotides. RefSeq lists its product as uncharacterized. Gene Ontology annotation, molecular function: metal ion binding. The transcript is spliced from 3 exons. Gene Ontology annotation, biological process: superoxide metabolic process. The record is from RefSeq and is a predicted model, not a curated record. Lineage: Eukaryota; Fungi; Ascomycota; Sordariomycetes; Sordariales; Sordariaceae. The coding region runs from base 1 to 747 and encodes 248 amino acids.
AUGCGUACCUCAGUAGCUCUUUCACUCCUCGGCGCGGCCGCUACCGGUGUUGCUGCCCAGAAGGCUCUCCCCACAGCUGCAGCUGUGACCAACAAUCCCUCUUGUCUCGUUGCCGAAGCGGUCCUUCCAGAAAACGCCUGGCAAAAGAACGGCUUCCCUAAUGGCGGCAACAUCAAGGGCAAGGUGGUAGCCAAGUCGGGCGACGGCGGUGUUGGAGUGCAGUUCAACGUUGAAGUGAGCGGCCUGCCUGAGGGUGGCCCUUUCACUUACCACAUUCACGCCAAGCCCGUCCCCGAGAACGGCAACUGCACAGCAACCGGCGCUCACUUUGACCCUACUGAGCGAGGCGAGGACCCCGUCUGCGACAAGAGUAAGCCCGAGACGUGCCAGAUCGGCGAUCUGGCUGGCAAGCACGGCGCUAUUCCUGCGGACAAUAUCACCUUCAGCGCCAGUUACGUUGACAAGUACGCCUCGCUCGUUGAGGGUUCGGACGCCUACUUCCUCGACCGCAGCAUCGUGUUCCAUUUCCCCAACAAGACGAGGAUCACCUGCGCCAACUUCAAGAUCACCGAGCCGGCUUGCGGUGCUUCUACCACUGGCGUUGCUGCCCCUACCGGAUCUACCACCGGAGGCGCGCCCUCACCGUCAGGCACACUACCUGUUGCAGCUGGAGCCAGCCUUAGCGCGAGUUCCAUGACCGGAGUGGCGGCUGCCUUACUGGGUGGUGCAAUGAUGUUGAUGCUCUGA